AUGGUCAACCACAAAGAUAUCGAAUCAGCAAUGAUUGAUGUAAUCAAAGUCGCAUACAGCCAAGCAAAAAAACGUGCACCAAAUGAGGAAACCUAUAAUGAAAGAAUGGCAGAUUUCAAGGAUUGGUAUAAUGAAGAAAUAUAUACCAGCUUAGAAAUACUAUAUAAAUUAUAUCUUAAACUUGCCAGUCAAGAAGAAAAAGUGGAAAAGCGAUCUAAAGCGGAACGAUCUGUUCCAGCCAUACAACAACAGAAGUUAGUUCGCAGUGGUACCACAGCUGUACGGCACAAAAAUACAAGGCAGACAAGGCGACGGGCCACUUCAAGAGUGAGUGGGAAACUGACUAAAAAGGCCAAUUUUGCAGUAAGGUCUGAGGAUGAAGAAGAAUAUUACUCUGAUAGCUCGUCACCAACUUCUGAAGAAUCGGAAGAGGAAGACUCUAGGAGAAAGCGGGUCUACAAUUCAUCAGAUCAAGAAGAAAUUGACUCUGAAAACAAUUUACCUGCAACUCAAAAAAUAUUCCGGGCAUCUUCUAAGUCAAUGGUAGAAGCGAUGGUUAAAGAAUGUCCCAAACCUAUUUUACCAGAAAUUUUAGAUUAUUUGGGUAAAGUAUAUAACGGUUUGAAGGAUAAGCUUCUAGUUAAUUUUGCAUCGAAAUAUUCCUCCAAGGAGAAAGAAGCUAAAGACCCUGAUGAUGUGGCGACAAUAUGCUGUAAGGUUGCGUCAAUGACGAUUCCACAUGCAUUGAUCGAUUCCGGUUCUAAUGACUCACUUAUUUCUGAUGAUAUUGCAGAAGACAUGGGACUUAAAAUAGAUACAUCGAAUACUCCACGCAUUACUGGUGUUGCGAGCAAGGCUAACGUUUUAGGAACAUCAUAUAAUGUACCUGUGUCUAUUAGCGACGGAAUAAAUACAAUUUCGGUAAGUGAAAAGUUUUCAAUUGUUAAAGCUGAAAAAAAUAGAGAUGGAGAUUGCAAGUCUCUAGUUCUAUUUGGCAACCCUUUACUCAACAAGCUUGGAUGGGAACCUAUUGUUAAUCGAGAGUUUAAGGCGACCCGCAAUGGUGUGCAUGUUACAAUUCCACUUUCGGUACAUAAAUCCCAGCGCGAGGUUUUUACAGCAGAAAACUUGGACAAUAUUUCAGUGGUACCAUCGCAGAAGGCUUUCGUCAAUGAUUUAGAAUUAAAAAAAAAUUGA
Paraglomus occultum is the source of this 1197-nucleotide messenger RNA. The record is from the annotation of a GenBank genome assembly. NCBI's taxonomy places the organism in Eukaryota, Fungi, Glomeromycota, Glomeromycetes, Paraglomerales, Paraglomeraceae.